CGGAGAGCGGGGCGGUGAGGGGGAGAGGCCGGAGCCGGAGCCGGAGCCGGAGACGGAGCCGGAGCCGGAGACAGGGCCCGGGGACCGCCAGAAGAGUUUCUGUGAAGAAUGUCUUCAAUAUUAAGUGAAAAAGAUUUGAAAACACAAGAUUCUUAUUCAGAUCCAUAUGAGCAAAACAGUAGGUCAGAAAUUGAGGUCCAAUCCAAGAGUUGUGACUUAUCCUCUUCGGGUGAUUCCACUUCAUCUCUGCUGUCUCCCAUUUAUCAUGAAAGUUAUGAAAGUGAAGAUGAGGAAAAUGAAGCUCCAAACAAGCAGGCAAACAAACUCUCAAGCAGAGAAUCAGAAUAUACACCAAGGACCUGGAAAGAGAAUGCUUCAAAAGAGCCAGUAGUUUCUACUCCACGGAGACAGAAGGAAUCCAGACACAACAGUUUGUUGAAAAGAGAAAGCCUGCACAAGAGUUGUAAUUUGGAGUUUUCAAGAGACUCCACCACUUCUCUGCUCUCUCCUAUUUAUCAUGACAGCUAUGAAAGUGAGGAGGGGGAGAAUGAGGCCCCCAUGACACCUACAAGUCAAGCUUCAAAUCGCGAGGUGACACCUGCUGCAAAUAAACAGAGAAGUGAUGUGUCAAAAAGAUCAACAGCAUUUACUCCUGUGAGACCAAAAACAUCCAGAUUUAAAGCUUCAUUAAGAAAGACAAAACUAAGUGAAGGGGAGGAGCAACGUCUUAGGGAAGUUGAACUUACUGCCUGGGAGAAGUGGCUUAUCAAGAAAGCAAAGGAAGAACGCAUUAAAAUACAAAACAAAUCUCAACAGGAGAUGAUAUUAAAACAAACAAAAUUAAAAGAGCAAGAAGAGCUUGAAAGGAAGAAAAUUCUUGCAGAAGAUGAGCAUAAACGUUGGGUGCAGAGAAAAAAUGAAAAGGAGCAGAUGGAGAAAGAAAUGAAGCUUCACAAGGAGCAGGAGGAAAAAAAAGCCAAGGAACAAGCAAGAGGACUUGCAGCAGAAAAAGCAAGUGAAAAAUUUCAAGAAUGGCUUAAGAAAAAGAAGCUGCAAAAAAUGGAGACAAAAAAGAUAGAAAAGGAUGAAGAGGAAAAAAGAACAGCUGAGACACAAGAAAGGAAGGAAAAAGCAAACAAGGUUUACCAAGAGUGGUUAGAAAAGGUCAAAACCAGACCUCGGACCGUUCCAAGCAGCUUUGGUUAUGCUAAUGGUAAACUCACGGGAUACUAUGAUGGAAGUUCAUAUCCGGCUCCAAGCUACUGCAAUCCAAUUCCAUGGAAGCCCAUCCCUGUACCACAUUCAGAAGAUACCGCUAAAAAAAUAAGUUGCAAGAUCAAAGAGAAGCCAAAAUCCACUUAUCUAUAUGGAACACAUUCAAAUGUUGCUUUCAGACCAAAGGACAAUCUUAUUGUUGGAACAGCAUGGAGAAAAGCAAGAUGACUUUUUUUUUUCUGACUGCAUUAUUGCAUUCCAUUAUUUAAAUUUUCACUCCUGUUUUUUUCUUGGUAGCAAUGUCAAGAUUGCAUUUUUUAAUUCCAUGUUUAUAUUUUAAUUAAAAAACAAUUUAAUAUUCCCAUGCAAGUCUCAUCGGAGCUGUUUUUGUUCUAAUUUUCAUUAAACAACACCAUAGAAUAUGAAA
Molecule: messenger RNA, 1642 nt
Organism: Carcharodon carcharias (great white shark)
Lineage: Eukaryota; Metazoa; Chordata; Chondrichthyes; Lamniformes; Lamnidae
Product: coiled-coil domain-containing protein 34-like
Exons: 8
Coding region: 109-1443 (444 amino acids)
Source: RefSeq, a predicted model, not a curated record